Messenger RNA from Daldinia vernicosa, 1414 nucleotides. Its product is annotated as putative replication factor protein. The coding region runs from base 153 to 1319 and encodes 388 amino acids. Gene Ontology annotation, cellular component: nucleus; DNA replication factor C complex. Gene Ontology annotation, molecular function: DNA clamp loader activity; DNA binding; ATP hydrolysis activity. The transcript is spliced from 4 exons. Gene Ontology annotation, biological process: DNA-templated DNA replication; DNA repair. The record is from RefSeq and is a predicted model, not a curated record. NCBI's taxonomy places the organism in Eukaryota, Fungi, Ascomycota, Sordariomycetes, Xylariales, Hypoxylaceae.
GGGCCUUUUUUACGUUGGACGCCUUGGACUAGGUUCAAUUAAUACAGCUCUAUUGCAACUAUUUAUGGCUGUUAAGAAGCCAGCCUCUAUCGCAUUUUAUGAGAUACUCAUCUUAGACUACAUAGUACUUUGAGUGUUGAUUGAAAUACGAUAUGGCCAGCUUCUUCGAUCUAAAGGCGCGAAAAGCAGCCGCGGCUAACGGCGCAACAACGUCCAAAGUAGAAGAGUCUAAGCAAAGCACCAGAAAGCAACCAUGGGUAGAAAAAUAUCGCCCAAAAACCUUAAGCGAUGUCACAGCUCAGGAUCAUACGGUGAACAUCCUCCAGCGGACGCUUCAAGCCUCCAAUCUUCCUCACAUGCUCUUCUAUGGCCCCCCCGGAACGGGUAAGACCUCCACGAUCCUCGCCCUCGCAAAAGAGCUGUACGGACCCGAGAUGAUAAAGUCGCGUGUCCUCGAACUCAACGCUUCCGACGAACGAGGAAUCUCCAUCGUACGAGAGAAGGUGAAGGACUUCGCACGUAUGCAAUUGACGAAUCCGCCCGCUGGAUACAAGAAACGUUACCCUUGUCCACCCUUCAAGAUCAUUAUUCUCGACGAGGCGGAUAGUAUGACUCAAGAUGCCCAGAGCGCCCUUAGACGAACGAUGGAAACGUAUAGCAAGAUCACGCGAUUCUGCCUGAUCUGCAACUACGUCACUAGAAUUAUCGAUCCCCUGGCGAGUCGAUGCAGUAAGUUCAGGUUCAAGAGCUUGGAUCAGGGCAAUGCGAAGAAACGCCUGGAGGAGAUCGCUGAUAAGGAAGGUGUCACAAUGGAAGAGGGCGCUGUUGAUGCGCUUAUUAAGUGCAGCGAAGGUGAUCUCAGAAAAGCGAUUACAUUCUUACAGAGUGCCGCGAGACUGGUUGGCGCUAUUGAGAAGGGAGAUGACGAAGGAGAUAAGAUGGACGUCGAUGACGACGUUAGGAUUGUCACUGUGAAGAUCAUAGAAGAGAUUGCCGGUGUGAUACCAGACCAGACUAUCUCUACAUUACAGAAGGCGAUGCAACCCAAAUCUGCUGGUGCGACCUAUCGGGCCAUCGCGAAGGUCGUAGAAGAGAUGGUUGCGGAUGGAUGGAGUGCUGGACAGGUCCUUUCUCAGUUAUACCAAGCUGUCAUCCAAGAUGAGAUGAUCCCUGAUAUAGCGAAGAACAAGAUAACCCUUGUCUUCUCAGAGGUGGAUAAACGAUUAGUGGAUGGCGCUGAUGAGCAUCUGUCUAUUCUAGACCUGGCUCUGAGAAUAUCAAACAUACUAGCUGGAAAGAGCCAAGCUCAAGCUUUUUAAGAAUUAUAAUGUCUAAAGACUCCCGCUUGACGGAAAUGUAAUACAGCACGUGGUGAAUGUCAUAGCAUGCGGCGUUGGGUGUACAAAACGUGGAU